AUGGCGGACGAAGAGAAAGAAGACAAGAACACUAAGCUGAAAGCGGAAAAGAAGAAUGUAUACAUUCCGAGAAAUGCUUCAGACGAACAGCGAUUAAAACUAGAAAAACUGAUGAACAAUCCUUUGGCUUUUCAGGAUAAACUGGUGAGGAUUCCUGAUAAACCUAAGGACUGGAAACCGAAAGAUGCUCCUGAGUUUGUCAGACAUGUCAUGGGUUCCAGUGCUGGAGCAGGUAGUGGUGAAUUCCAUGUGUAUAGAGGAAUAAGAAGAAGAGAAAAUGCCAGACAGACCUGGAUUGAAACGCAAGCUAAAAAUCAAACUGAAAAUGAAGAUUAUCACAAAAAAAUAGAAGAAAACAAAGCACAGUGUGAGGAUAAAACUGCCAAGAAAAGAGCUAAGAGAUUAAGGAAGAAACAGAAAUUUCUUGCGAAAAAAAAGAAGAAGUCAGACAAAGAAGAAAAGGUUGAAUCAGAAAGCGAGAAUGAAAGUGAAAGUGAAAAUGAAGAUGAAGAUGAUAACAAUUGUUUUGUUAUUGGUGGAAAAUGA
Messenger RNA from Saccoglossus kowalevskii, 546 nucleotides. Its product is annotated as PRKR-interacting protein 1 homolog. Gene Ontology annotation, molecular function: protein kinase binding; double-stranded RNA binding; protein kinase inhibitor activity. Gene Ontology annotation, biological process: negative regulation of protein kinase activity. Gene Ontology annotation, cellular component: nucleolus. Lineage: Eukaryota; Metazoa; Hemichordata; Enteropneusta; Harrimaniidae. The record is from RefSeq and is a predicted model, not a curated record.